Molecule: messenger RNA, 1463 nt
Organism: Hydra vulgaris (swiftwater hydra)
Lineage: Eukaryota; Metazoa; Cnidaria; Hydrozoa; Anthoathecata; Hydridae
Source: RefSeq, a predicted model, not a curated record
CUGAUGAACCAAUUGCUUGUAUAAUGAAGAACUAUAAAAAAAUAAAAAAUGGUGUAUGGGUUGGUGAUAUUACAGCAGAAAGAGUUUUCAAUCAUGAUGAAACACCACAGUUUGUCAACUACAGUGUAGAUGGUACUGCCACUGGGUUAGUUUAUGCUGGCAAAGGAGAGACAUGUAAAAAAAUAAUUCGCGAAAACAGAGAGUGCAUAACUAUAAACCCAUCUGUUUCAUCAUCAGGGAGGUUUCAUUGUGUCAGGUAAUAUUUGCUGGCAAAGGGAUAACCAGCCAGGUGGCACCACAAAAAGCUGUCAGUAACAUCAAAAAUUUGAUCAUUUCCACGACAGAGAGUGGUUCGCAAGAUAACUGUUCAUUAUUGGCUGCGUAUAAGAAACUUGAUAAACAUCUCACCAAACAAGGUAUAGAGCGACCAUUUGUGCUUCUAUCAGAUGAACAUUUGUCGCGAUUUGACUUUAAAGUUCUAAAUUUUUUGUGUGAAAAGCAAAUUAAUUUAUUUGUGUCUCCGCCUGAUACAACUGGAAUCACACAGGUACUAGACCAAGCACCAAAUCAACAGCUCCAUCAAUAUUAUAAUAACACCUGAGAUGUAAUCUUUUCCUCUUUCCAGACAAUAAAUCAAGAAAGGUUCAUGAAUAUCCUUGGAACAAUGUGGAACAAUUGGGCAUCCGCUGCCAAUAUUGUAGCAGCUGCUAAGAGAGUUGGUAUAAGUAAGAAUGGUUUUAAUGUUGAUGAUAUGCAACAGGAUAAAUUUGAACAAGCAGCUCUCCUUAAUGAUAAAAGAAAUGAUGUUUCUCUUGAACCUUCUACUCCUAAGAAAACAAGAAGUGUGACCUCAAAAGACGGACCCUUGGCAACAACUCCAAGAUCACAAUCCAAAGUCGCCCAAUCAAAAAGAAGGUAUGGUUCAGCCGAAUAUUGGAAAUCAAUGUAUAAAACGUCACAAUCAUUCAUUGAGGAAUCAUAUGAGAAAAGCCUCAAUUUAGCAAAAGUGCCUGGUUUACUCUCAGUAAACCGGGUAAAACCCAAGGAGGUUAAUCAAGGAAAAACAACUAGAGUCACUAAUGUGCAUAGAUCUAUGGAGGCUUAAGGUGUGCUUUCAAAAGUGACUUUUCUUGAAGAAGAAAAGCAGAAAAAAAUCAUGAUUCAGAGGAGAAAAAGAAACAAAAGCUUAAAGAAAAAGAACUGUUUUAUCGUUGCAAACACAAUGCUCUUGUGUAGAAGUAUGUCUUGCAAAAUCUUUAAAAGAGUGUUCGCAAUGUCAUUCCAUUCUUAAAUCUGUAUGUAGUAAAAUGGCUUAUCGCAUUGAUAAAAAUAGCCGACAAUGAUUCUCCCUGCAUCUGCAGCAUCAUCCUUUGAUUCUUAAAAAAAAAUCAUUCUAUUUUGGUUCUGAUUCAAAUAAAUCUUAAUGACUCAAAGAUAUUUCUUUAGAUGAAAUGUUUGUUUAC